This is a messenger RNA of Besnoitia besnoiti, 2661 nucleotides long. RefSeq lists its product as uncharacterized. Lineage: Eukaryota; Apicomplexa; Conoidasida; Eucoccidiorida; Sarcocystidae. Gene Ontology annotation, molecular function: chloride channel activity. The transcript is spliced from 12 exons. The record is from RefSeq and is a predicted model, not a curated record. The coding region runs from base 1 to 2661 and encodes 886 amino acids.
AUGAUUCACUAUCGUCAGGACCCGUGGCUCGGGUUCUGCAUCCUGCUGCAGCCACACGGGUCGGUCCUCCUUUGCGCAGUGCCGCGAGCUCUCAUCGCCGGCCUGCUCACUUGGCUUCUCAUGGCCUACGGCCCCAGCUCCACAGGGGGAGGCGCUGAAAUCAUGUGGAGUCCUACGCUGUUCAACUUCUUCCUUUCGCUCGCCGCGCUUGUGCUCGCCUUCCACACCAAUCAAGCCUACCAGCGGUUCUGGGAGGCUCGCUCUCAUGUUCAGACAAUGGCGAGCUGGUGGGCGGACGCGGCGAGCAGCUUCGUCGCCUUCGAUGAGAUGCAUGGCCGCUCGAUAGGCGAGUUCGCCUGGGGGGCAGACUGGCGCGCGCGAAUGCUCCAUCUUCUCAGUCUGCUGCACGCGGUCUCGAUUCAGUACCUACUGCACAACGACGCGGAGCGAACUCAGCUGGAGGUGCUGGGCGGAAUGGACGCCUUCGAGGCGAAACUGCUGAGUCUGACUGACGAUCAGACAUACCUCGUGAUGCACUGGAUCAUCCAGGAGAUGAUGCAGCGCGUCGUACUUGAGCCGAAGGGCCUCGCUGUUCCACCUCCAUGUUACUCGCGUGUUCAGCUGCAGCUCUCCAAUGGAAUGCUGGCCUUCAAUUCUGCGUGCAAAAUCGAAGACACGCCUUUUCCGUUCCCCUACGUUCAGCUCGUGCAGCUCAUGGACUGGUUCAUGACGCUUGCGUGCCCGGUCGUUAUUGCUUCCUGGAUGAUUCAUAUGCCCUUUGCAAUCAUCCUCUCCGCCGUCGCUGUGGGGGCGUUCCAUGCCACCUUCGCAGCUGCAUGCGCUAUGGAGAGCCCCUUUGGCCGCCAGUCCAAUGACCUCCCUCUCGUCGAGCUACACCGCGAUUUCGUAAAUCGCCUCAAGUCGAUCGUUGACACGCACGUCGCCGCGUGCUUGAAUAACAUGAUUCUGAAAGUUGAACUCCCAGAAACCCAGGACUACGAGAGUGUCAAGGAAGAACCCGUCGCCGAGUCUCCCUUGUCGAAGAUUCGGUCGAAGCUCCACAUCUACGGAGGCGGCGCGCGUUACAACGCUCUGUCCCCUGAGCAUCCGCCGCACACGCACCUGAAGGGUCAGGCGGCGAACCCUCAUCGAGCCGGCCGGGGGCCGCGCGAGCCCCGCGGGUCAGAAGGCCCCGUUUCGCGGGUCCACAGACUGCCUCUUUAUCCCAAGAUCAUGCGGCGACGGCGGCGGGGCCCAGCGCUGCCGCACAGUCAGAGCCACCGACACGUGGCGGCGGAAGAAUGGCAGAAGGAGUGGCAGCAAGAGUGGGAAGACGCCGACAGCGACGCGGCGGAGGAGCGCGCCUGCGGCGAAGAGCGGGCGGCGAGCGGCGCCAGUCGCCCGCCGGGACGCAGGAAGCGAGCGGGGGGAGGCGACGCGCAGGACGCCCAGCCGCCGCGCGGCAGUAAAGGGUCAGCGGCUGGCAGCGUGAGGGGGUCGAGCGCGACCCCCUCGUUCUCCCCUCGCGUCGCGCCGGAGGACGUGCCGUCGUCCACGCUGGACGGAGCGAGAGCUGGGGCCGCCUUCUUUUUGGACUCUGACGACGCAGGCCGCGAGAGAGAUCUUUUCAGCAUUCCUUACAGAGUGGGCGGCGCAGAUGUCGACGCUAGAAGAGCGUCCGGCGCCGCUUCAUCGUGCGCAGCCUCCGUCGCGGGGACUGGAGGUCCACAGUUGGAGAGGCAGUCCGUCGAGAUGCUGUGUGAGUUGGGCUCGCUGUCCCGCGGGCUCUCCAGGCGGCUUGACGGCAGAAGCUCGACACGCAGACAGGGGUUUUUCAAAACAGUCCUCAUGAAAAUCGGAUCCAAAUCUGUAAAAGGAAACCAGGCCGCCAGCGGCCCUCCCCCAAAGCCGGGAGACAACGGGGCGAGAGGCGACGCGGGCAGGCACGCGUCGCUGCGAGCCGAAGAGAACUUCGCGCCUUUCCACAGUUUGGCUCGCUGCGAGGGCGGAGCCGUUCCCUCCCGGCGGCCGAGCGAAAUCGUUGGCAGCCCUGUCCCCCGCCCUGCAGUGCCGGUCAACGUCCCCGGGUUCCCACCCCUGGGAGCAGAGGCAGCGGCAGGCCUAGCUACGUCCUCGCGCCGUGGGUCGGACGCCAGCAUUCGUACGCAGGGGUUUGCGGCAGGCGAUAAAACUGAAGUUUCGCGAGUGAAGCAACCCGAAAAGAGCGGCCAGGACGACACUCGAAAGCGGACGAAGCUCGUCUUCGAUCCGGCUGUUUCGCCGGCGGCGAUGAUGGAAGAAGAGGCGGCGCGAGAAAGAGCGACGCCUCGCCACUCGAGUGGAGUCUACUCCCCUGCUGGGACGGUCCCUGCGACCGAGUUUUCGUCUCUUGCUGCGACGGACGACGACGCAGCCGGACUAGCGCGUGUCGAGCAGCCGCGACUUCAAGGGCGGCUGUCCGACGACCGGCUGUCUCCAACUGAUUCCCCCGUUGCCGAUGUGGGGGCAUCGAGAAGGCCGACUUUCAUCAGUAUCGAAGAACCUCUGCCCGUGACAGCAGUCCGGCGGAUUGGUGGGCCCACUCACACGAUCACCCCUGCGGAAAUCGCUGCCAAGAUGACAAAGCCGUUCCGAGAGAAAGAUAAGGACUCAACGGGGUAA